This is a messenger RNA of Aspergillus campestris IBT 28561, 412 nucleotides long. RefSeq lists its product as uncharacterized. The transcript has a single exon. The coding region runs from base 153 to 380 and encodes 75 amino acids. The record is from RefSeq and is a predicted model, not a curated record. NCBI's taxonomy places the organism in Eukaryota, Fungi, Ascomycota, Eurotiomycetes, Eurotiales, Aspergillaceae.
AGCCUCUUUCUUUCUUUCUUCCUUUUUUCUUUGUCUGGGGUGGAAUUGGACAGGUACGGAUGGGGACGUGGUGUUCUAUUUCUAGGUUAUUGACUUAACGGGCUAGUACACCAAGUGUCUAUCCUGAUUUGAUUGAUCAUUUGUCAACGUUCAUGUCGUGUCUUUGUUUUGUUUUCUCCUGGUUGGGCUUGUUCCGUCUCCCUUCCUACCUGUCUAUUCAUUCAUGUAUGUGCAGGAUCCAUAACAGCCUAAACAAAGGUAUAAUUGCAUAUGCUCGAGUGAGACACUCUAGACAAGGCGCAUCCGAAGUGAGCGCAUACAGGCUUAAAUGUCAAGCUACCAUUGGGUGUCCUGAUAGAUCGAGGGAUUUUGACUCAUGAUCUUCGUCAUCGUUUUGAACUGUACAGCCAAC